Molecule: messenger RNA, 3588 nt
Organism: Naegleria lovaniensis
Lineage: Eukaryota; Heterolobosea; Eutetramitea; Acrasida; Naegleriidae
Exons: 2
Coding region: 1-3588 (1195 amino acids)
Biological process (GO): snRNA 3'-end processing
Cellular component (GO): integrator complex
Source: RefSeq, a predicted model, not a curated record
AUGCAACAUUCCUUGUUUGAGGUUGUUGUUUCUCGCCGAUGGGACAAGCUUGAACAAUCGGUCAUGAAAAUUUUCUCACAAAGCGGCUCAUCAACAAUAGUAAACACAACAUCCACGAACGGAUCGUUACAUUCUGAUGGCGCCCAAAUGGAUAUGACUUCUGAUGAUGACGGAAAUGAUCCGGAAACAUAUGGGUUAUCAAGCCCACACGGUCAUCGGGAAGUGCUAUCCAAUGAUCUAUCACUCUAUUUACCUUGUCUUACAAGACAAUAUCAUCAAUCUCCGAAUCAUUCAACUGGAAAGAGUAAUCUGUUUAAUAUCUUGCAUUCGCACAGAUUGUUUGAGCAAGCCAAGCUUUGUAAUGAUUAUAGGAUAAAAGUCAAUUGGGAUCAAGUACAGGAGAGUUUUAUACAGUUUCUAAUGUCUUCUCCAUCAGCUAUGCCGCAACAGGCUACAAAUAUUGCAAUUUCUUUCGAAGAAGCUUCUCAUCAAAACAGAACGAGUCUUAUUCUGAGAGAAAUAUUUGGAAGCACUUCAAACACCCAAAAAAGCACUUUGUUUUGCAAUGAUGUUUAUUGCUCUGAAAUUUGCAACCUCAUCUCUUCAGCCCUUUUUCAAAUACCAUUGUUUUUAUUUUCCUCAGGUUUAGAAUCCACAGAUUCACGUAUUGCAGCGAUUGCUCGAGUAAGAAAUCAGCAGUCACCAGCCGGAGGACUGACAUGGUAUUUUAGAGAAUUAAUUCGUUUCUUGUUUCUGGUAGAUCCUUUAGCGCAGAGUGGUAUCUUUGAUCCAUCAUUGCUUGUUACAGAAAGUGCUAGUUCUGGAUCUUCAUAUUCAGAAAAGUAUAUAAUUUCAAUAGUGCUUAACCAUCCUUACAUUUUGGAAGAUUUAAUUGAGUUUUUAAUCCGAGAGUUUGCAACAAACAAUCAAUAUAUGGUGCGAUUGGAAUCUAUUUUGAAGCAACUAAGUUCAAUCUCUAGGUCCUCAGCUGAAAAAGUUAGAUUUUAUUGCAUGAAAUUUAGGAAAUUUUCAGAGUUAUGCCUAUAUAUUACGUUUGAAAAGAUAAGGGAUUAUGUUGGCUUUUUUAAUAGCUGUUUCAAUGGAGUUUUAGAAAGUGGAAAUUUGUUCUCUGAAACAAAAUCAGCUGAACUGGCCAUAUUUGAGAGCGUAAAAAAGAAUCCUAAAAUUCAAGAAAUAUUAAGUCGGCACAUUGUCGCUGAAUUGCAAGGAGAAGAAACGUCAGUUGCUGAUACUUGCUCUCUACUUCGACUUUGUUGUGCUUUGAUGCUUCUUUCAAGCUAUAAUGUAUUUAAGAACGAUUUUUCAUUGGUUAUUGCGUCCAACCAUAAUUUGCCCGUUAGCAUCCAUUUGACAAAACUCAGAUUUUCAUUUUUAUUUAUUUGUGGAGAAAAUAUCACUGCUUCUCUUUCAUCGGAUUUGACAGUAAUAGAUUUACCCAAGAGCAAUAUUGUUCAAGUUUUGCGAGAUUUUAUAAGAAGUCUAAUGGAAGUGUCAAAUUCUAUGAGCACGUCUGAUACACUGUCCUCACAUGACAAGACAACUAUCAAAAAUAUUUUACUACUUUUGGCCACCAAUUUUCAUGCACAGCUCUACAAGAGCAUUGCAACGUUUGUGCUAGAUACUCUGCAUCCAACAUUGAAAAAUGCAAAACACCUUUCACACAAUGCUUCUUCAUACAGCUCCGGCUCUGGCGGACAGCAAACCGAACAAACAAAAAUACCAUCUAACAAACUGUCGAGACAGUUACUAGAUGAAAACACUCUAAAGAGACAGCUAGGAGACAGAAUUGCAAACCUUUUUGUUUCAGAACUAUUUCCUGUCGAAAAACUAGCCCAUGAUAUCUUAACUGUCACCCCACUUCCGUUUUAUACAGCAGACAAUGAUUAUGUGCUGCAAUGUGUUUUUCGAAUGCUAAAGAGUAGACUUUUCAGAAAACACUCUGUUGAUGCAUCUGAUUGGGUGUUCCAACAAGUGCGUUCGUUGUACCCAGUUAAUGAGCAAAUCACACUUCACCACUUGAUACCAAAAAUCAUUCACGAGUUAAUUCACAGCAACUGUAUACCAUAUGCCACCAUGCCUUUCGAUAUGAAAUUAUUUAACGAUGAAAUGAUCCUAGACGUCUUCGAAUCAAACACUUCAAAUCAGAUUUCAAGAGCUUUAAUUUUAUAUUACAUCUUGUCGGUGAACAAUAGUGUAAAAAAGCAUCGAUAUGGACCCACAAUAAUAGAAAAAUGUAAUGUUGUGGAAGUGGUGAAAUAUGUCAAAGAGCAUAGGAAACAAGUUGGAGUUUUCUACAGUCAAUUACUGUCCGCCGUUGAGGAGCUUCAAUAUUUAUUUCAUUUGGAAACCUUAUUGUCAGAAGGAAUAUUUAGCACUGAAGCCGUUGCGAUAGGUUCAUUAUCUGACAGCGAUAUUUCUAAUGCCAUCCAAUCACCAAUGUCAGAUCAAGCUAAAACAAAGCUGGUGCUAGAUGAAUUGAGAAUUUCCUCUCCUGAAUUAUCACAGCAGCACAUGAAUGAAAUCAUCUACAUGCUCGACAUAUCCAAUAAGGAAGGGCUUAUGCAAAAUUUCCAAGAUGUGAGAUAUUACGUUUUUCUAGCUUUUCAAGAAUGGUGGAAAUGGAUGUUCUCGAAAACAAACCCAAUGCGCCUUGCCCUUCAAACGGCCAAUGUGCUUGUGCAGAAAGAAUCUGGAGAGCUGAAAUAUUACGACAUUUAUCAAAAUAUUUUAUUGCUUUUCAGAGUGGAUCAACGUAUAUUUCAAUGUCCUCCUUUGUUGGAUAUCUUCCUGCAAAUGCUCUCCCUUUUUAUGAGCGCAUCAAGAAAAUUUAUUUUGCAAUCCACUCAUUCUGAUGCUGGUCUGAAAGAUACUUUAAUCAAAACGCAAGAGAGUUCAAUUUUGCAACUCUUACUCGAGUACUUGAAUCCACGCAUUCUCAAUAAUGGUUCGGUGGAGAGCGACAAACCUCUUCAUGAAGACGAUGGCAGUACAGACAUGAGAAUUGUUCAACGAAAAAUUUGUCAAUUCAUUCAUCAGAGAUUUAUUGAAAAUCCAACUCUCUCCAAGCUCAUUCACUUCCAAACGUAUAAUCCUGCACUACUUCCAAUAACUGUCUCAUUGAUUGACUCGAUACACAUUUGUAUGGACUUUAUUCUAGAGUUGUUGAAUCAGCCAAAAGUGAACCAGCAAAUGUUUGCAGUUCAACUUGCCUCAUAUUUGUGUGAAAAAUAUCCACUUCAAAGGUACAUUGACAUUGCUCGUGCAGCCAUCACAAAGCUUAAACAAAUUGCUCAUCAACGAUCUGCUUUAAUAUCAAGCAAUUUUUCUGCUCCUGAAGGAAGCAUUGAUUUAUUUUCAAGCAAGCAACUCGUUAAUCAACAAGAAGAUUUGAACAACGCACAGGAAAUUUUAGAAACAUUGCUUAGACUUUCAAGGGCUUUCCCUUUUCUUUGUUUAGAGUGUAUUCAGGUUGUUCAUGAAUUGAAAACAGUGUUUUCUUCAAAGCCUAAGGUGCUCUUAUUAGUCCAGCAAUAUUUUGUGAAGUUGACUACUUCCACUCAUAAUUAA